GUGUGUUUUUGUCUCCCAGUCUUUCCAGACCUGCUGGACGUCGUCCCAGUCAGCCUCCAUGUCACCGUCAUCUUCUUCUGUGGUGUCGUGAUCCUCUUCUCCUCCGUGGCCUCCGGCUUCUUCUUCUUUAACGCCUUCGGACGGCCGUACGAGACGCUGCAAGGCCCCAUGGGACUUUACCUGUGGACCUUCAUCAGCUGGCUCAGCAGCGUUCUGGCGAUGAUCCUUUUUGCGUCGGAGGUGAAACUUCAUCGUCUGUCAGAUCGGAUCGCCAACUUCAACGAGGUGAACUUCGUCUUCCAGACGCUCGCCGAGCGCUACGACCGCUCCUUCUGGCUCCUCCUCCUCGUCUUUCUCCUCCACUCACUCAACUUCCUGCUCACCCGCCUGGCGGGAAUCCACUUCCCCCUACAGGAGGGCAAGGAGGCGGAGCUUAGUGGGGGCGCCGCCGACCUCAUGUACUGAGCCCGGAGCCUGGAGGGGACAAAACACUAAGAAACAAGUCAUCCAUCACUUCCUGUCAUCACUUCCUGUCAGAGAGACUGGUAGAGAUGCGGUGAUUAAAGGACGCGUCCGUAGACUUUACUAACGUGUUUUUAUGUGUCUGUGAAGUUAAAGAGUUAAACAAACAUUAAUGACACCUGACAGUCAGGCAGCAGGGCUGUUUUUAACCUUUGAGAUUCACUUUAACCCUUUGAAACCUGAGCACAUUGAUUUGAUUUCUUUAGAAACAAUGCAAUAACCAACUCGGUGACAAGAAGACGACCUGGAAAUUAUUGUUGUUGUUGUUUUUGUUUUGAAAAAGGGAAACAAAAAAAAAAACAACUUAUAA
Molecule: messenger RNA, 832 nt
Organism: Plectropomus leopardus (leopard coralgrouper)
Lineage: Eukaryota; Metazoa; Chordata; Actinopteri; Perciformes; Serranidae
Source: RefSeq, a predicted model, not a curated record